GAAUUUUGACAGUUUCAUUUCAUUGCGAAAAGAGGAGACCCUUGACGACAUCAUAAUUAUCAAAAGUUCAUUCACAGCAGUGACGUCAUUAUACACGUUAUUUGCUAUUGGUCCCAAUCUAUGGAUACAUCCGGUUGCCCCAAUUAGAAAUACUUCGGGAGCCUUCUUAAGGCGCCAAAGAGCGUCGCUUGGCUCCAGAUCUUCGGCUAAUCCGAGAGAGGUCGCGAGGGACGGGUUCAUCUUCUGCAGAAAAGUGAUCGAGAACCGAGGGUUUCCGAGAAUGCUACGAGCAGCUCUAGUCGUCACCAUCUUUGUGUUGGCAGGAACUCAAGAAGCCCACGGACUGUCAUGCCGCGCUUGCGACCCUGAGAGUUGCAUACCUCCUCGAGGCUGCAAAUACGGUCUGGUGAAGGGUAUCUGCUAUUGUUGUGAUGUCUGCGCCAAGGGUCCAGGAGAGGCGUGUGGAGGACUGUGGUCCCUCAAUGGCAAGUGUGGCGCAGCCUUCGUUUGUGACACGAGCCAGAGUGAAGGGAUGUACCCGGGGUAUCCGGAGGAAUUCCUGGAUGGAGUCUGCGUAGAAAUGGCAGUCAAUGAUCUGGUCGCGGGCGGAGCUGUGAGAUCGAGAAGGGCCAUGGGUGGAGGUCUCGCAGGCGCCGGCAGAAAAGCGGGAACUGCAAAACUGCAAGCAAAACAGCACGUUCACAAAGCCUUUGGGGGCAUACCUGCUGAAGUAUUGGCUCAGCUGGAGCAGUACUACAAGAACCAGAAAGCUGGCUGAACCUUCUGGAACACCGCCAUCCCGGCCUCAUCGGGUCUUGAAACAGUUAGCCUACCACCCACCUCCGCGCAUUUUUGUUCAGUUCCAAAAAUAAAUAUUUUGUUCUUAUCUCUGGGAUUUAGUGCAGUUUACGUACACUGACUGAUUUGUUUAGUGUUGAAUCCCUACCAUAAAAAAAAAAAACUUGAAUAACAGAAACUAUGUAGGUACAGUUACAAUUGAAAAUUAUGAAUA
Molecule: messenger RNA, 1012 nt
Organism: Macrobrachium nipponense
Lineage: Eukaryota; Metazoa; Arthropoda; Malacostraca; Decapoda; Palaemonidae
Product: insulin-like growth factor-binding protein 7
Exons: 5
Coding region: 281-778 (165 amino acids)
Biological process (GO): regulation of signal transduction; regulation of cell growth
Cellular component (GO): extracellular region
Molecular function (GO): insulin-like growth factor binding
Source: RefSeq, a predicted model, not a curated record